Messenger RNA from Aspergillus udagawae, 390 nucleotides. RefSeq lists its product as uncharacterized. The record is from RefSeq and is a predicted model, not a curated record. Lineage: Eukaryota; Fungi; Ascomycota; Eurotiomycetes; Eurotiales; Aspergillaceae. The transcript has a single exon. Bases 1 to 390 code for a protein of 129 amino acids.
AUGUCUUUGAGACCCAUCAUCACUACUAUCCGGACCUCUGUCCGCUUCAGACCCCUCCCCCUCCUCAGAGCCUAUCAUCCGCCGGAAUAUCAUUCCAACAAGGGCGAUAAAUGCAAGUCUCUCCUCACAGCCAGCAGCGUAUCACCACUAAUCCAUGAUAAUGUAGUCUACAUCCCGCCCCAAUUCCCCGACAACUUUGAACUUCCCUCAGUCAUCAAGGAGAAAGACAGCAAGGGCCAUGAGAGAUGGGAGGAGGUUGACUCGACACUAAGCGAGGCAUCGGUCAAGGCAGAUCGGGGCGAUGUCCAAUUCGAGGUGAAGCAGAAGGAGAUGAAGAGUAAAAAGAAACAGCCGGAUUUGGAGCCUGAACCGAACUUUAACGAUAUGUGA